UCUCACUCACACACAGAGGAGUGAAGCAGAGCAAUAGAGAAAUUCAUUCAUCGAGUUUUUAUUAAUUUUGUGCUACAUCUAGUUAUUUCAUUUAAACACCUUUAGAAUAAACCAACUGGUGUGUUUUGGCAUUUGUGUGUUGUUUAUGUUUUUGAGCCGCCAACUCGAAUAGCAAAUGAAAUCGUGUAAAAAAUGUGAAAUUUUCUCUCGUUUUUAAUAUUGUGACGCGGCCAUUGCAAAACGCAAAGCAACGGCAACGACUUCGACGGCGACGAGUCAACAUUUUUAUAACAAAAAUACAUUGGCAUUGGCCCCCACAAAAUUAUAUAAAUACCGCAGCGCAGAGUAUUUGAUUGCUUGAAAUGGACCGCAAGAAGGUACUGGAAUUGGAUAAAAUUUGUCGUGUUUGCAUAUCGGAACGAAAAGAGAUGAGACCUUUGUUUAGUGAAAAAGUACCAGAAAUGCUGAUGGACUGCACCAGUGUCCGGGUGGAACCCACAGAGGGAUGGCCGGACAAGAUAUGUGUACAAUGUGUUCACGCUGUUAGCCGAAAUCAUGCCUUUAAAGCAUUGGUAGAGCGCAGUGACAAGGAAUUGAGGGAAUAUAUUAAGGGUAUAACGGUUCAAAUGGUCCUGGAGGAGCAGCAAGCCAUGGCGGCAGCAGCAGCGGCAGCCAAUGCGGCAGCGUCCACCACAAUAACAGCAGGGACAGCAACAACACCAACAAAACAGCAACUGCAAUUGGAACGCAAGCAACAAAAACUGUUACAAAAGCAACUGAAGCAGCAGCAGCAGCAACAACAGCAACAGUUGCUGUUGGAGGAACAAUUACUACAGCAGCAACAGCAGCAGCAACAACAACAGCAACAGCAGCAGCUGGUAAUACAACAACAACAACAGCAGCAGCAGCAACAACAACAACAGCAACAACAAGCACAGGUUAAAAGCAAAUGGAAACCUUUAAUGAAAAAGGGCUCAAAACAAGCCAAGAACUCAUCACCCUCCAUAACAAAUCAAGUGCAAAUACUGCCCGAACCAGCACCACCCCCGCCACCAUUGCAGCCAUCUCCUCUCCAGCACCAGCAGCAGCAUCAUCAGCAACAACAAAUCCAACAGAUACAACUACCCACACUCCAACCGGCACCCACUCAAUUGCUAUCCGCACAGGCAACUGGAGGAAUACCGCAUCAAAUAAUUCUGCCCAAUGGUCAAUUUAUCACGACCGCUCAGUUAGUAGCCCCGCAACUGGCGCAGAUUAUCAAUACAACGCCCCAAGCACCGCAGGGACACACAACAGCCGCGCAAUCCCAAUUCCUGCCACAACUCCUGCAGACCCCCAAUGGUCAGACAUUACAAAUAGUCCAGCAACCGAAUGGCACACAGUCCCUGCAAUUUGUCCAGCUCGUGCCACAGCGAAGUCUGGCCCAACCCACCCAGCAAGUGACGGGAAUGCAAGAGACUUCGUUGGCCGAAGCAGAUGUUCAGCUGCUGAACGAGGCCUGCGAUGUGGAGGAUGAAGAUCUGGAUGAGGUAUACGAUCAGCUGGACUCGAAAGGUCAUACAUUCGAAACGAUUGUACUCGAUGAUGAUCAACAGCAGGAUUUCCUUAAGGAUCAGGUGCUAAUCGACGAGGAUUUGACUCAAAGUGAGACACAGGAGCAUGAAUAUUUCGAUGAUUUGGAGCAGGAGCAACAUAUGGAGCAGGAACAUGAACUGGAUGAGAGUGAAGUGCUUAAGCACGAGGAUGAUGAUUUCAUCAUCGAAGAGAUUCAACUCGAAGACGAGGAUAUAAUGGAUGAGGCUGAGGAGUCAAUGACUCCAGAUUGUGAAUACAUAACCGAUGAUCAGGAUCAUCAUUUGGCCGGCGGCGACGUCGAUGAUGAGAUGCAGUAUGCCAUUAUGGAGCAUCCGGAUGGUGAAACCGAAGCCGAUCUAGAGCAGGCAUUUAUGGAGCAGGAGGCCGGCGGUGUGGUCGAACAACUGACCGUACAAGAUGGUGUCGAGCUGACAAGUAUAUCCCUGGAGAAUGCUGUGGUUGAAUUCAGCCAAGCGGAUCAAUCUGCCCUGGUCAAUGCUGCAGCAGUGGCCGAGACAAUAAGCCUUAAUCCGCCCAAGGCAAAGCGCUCAAAGCGGGGCAAUAAUGCGCAUGCAGCACCUGCCAUCACUAGCAACACCACCACGACCACCACCCUCACUCUCCAGCCGUGCAAUCAUCAGAGUAGUCCACCACCAGCUCCUCCACCCAUUAGUAGUAAGCUGGCCGCUGCCAAUUCCCGGCAAUUGGUGCAAACGGCAUCGGUAAUAGCCGCAGCCGGAGCCGAUGACAACUAUGAGAUCGAUGCGAAUCUGGUCACUGAGUUCAUCCAACAGCAUACAUCUCCCUUGGGUUCGGGUCGCUACAUCUGCCAUUUGUGUACCACAGAGUUCCGGCAAUUCAAGGGCCUGCAGAAUCACAUGCACUCGCACACGAAUUGGAUACGCGCCAAUUGCAAGAAGCAGCCGCAAUGUGAGAUUUGCCUGAAGAGCUUCAAGGGUCCUGGCAUGCUGCGCAUGCAUAUGAAGACUCACGACGCCGAAUCGAAUACUCCAGUGUGCAAUAUCUGCAAUCGCACCUUCAAGUCGAAGGCGAUACUCUAUCGCCAUCGCCAGACGCAUCAGCAGCGUGCCUAUUGCUGUGGCGUCUCCAAUUGUCGCAAGAAUUUCUCAUCCGCUGCCAAUUUGCGCUGGCAUGUGGAACGCAAGCAUCCGGAUGUGGUGGAUCCCUAUUACAAGUGUGGCAAAUGCUUGACUCUCUUUCAGGUAGUGGAUGAUCUGCAGCAUCAUGUGGAGACAACGGACUAUUGCAAUGGCGGCAAUAGCAGCAGCACGGACUCGAAUCAAACUCACGCCGUAGCACAUGCUGGCGAUAUGCAGGGAGCAGCUACUGCCACCCAGUUGGGAGCGAAUGCCGCCUUUAGUGGAGCGGUUAGCAUUGUUAGCAAUGGCAAUGAAAUGUCCAGUUUAAUUGCCGCUCCAACUGGAUCUUUGGCCACAGCAACCACUGGUAGUGCUCCCGGUGAUACCCAUGCCGUGGUCGUGGGUUCAUCCGGAGAGGUUUACUUUGUGACGCAGGCGUAGCCAGCGGAGUAUGCCGUGGCGGGCGCAAAUGAAUGUCUGCUCGGCCUUUAGAUCAUAUGAUAAAUAUAUAUAAUAAAACUAUAUAAAUAAAACAUAUA
Drosophila willistoni is the source of this 3214-nucleotide messenger RNA. Its product is annotated as zinc finger protein 853. The record is from RefSeq and is a predicted model, not a curated record. NCBI's taxonomy places the organism in Eukaryota, Metazoa, Arthropoda, Insecta, Diptera, Drosophilidae. The transcript has 2 exons. Gene Ontology annotation, cellular component: nucleus. The coding region runs from base 363 to 3116 and encodes 917 amino acids. Gene Ontology annotation, molecular function: zinc ion binding.